UCCCCACAGACUUCUCCUUUCUUGUUGCUGGGCCUCCUGCUAUGAAGUCAAAACUGUAAUGGUACUGAGAGCAGUCAAGAAAAAAUAGCCUCAAUUAUCAGCGCUUUCCCACCUCCCCCCACCCUCGCCCCCCGUGGCUGAGGAGGGCGGCGGAUCAAUCAGACUAUCGGUAACCGCUGCUACCACCUCAACACAAUGUGCAACGGGGACCAUCUGCUUCGUGGUAAUCAAUGUGUGGGUAUAACUGUAGACUGCAUGUAGGCUGAGCAGUAACCUUAAUUAUGUACAUGUAGGUGUGACAGCAUUGAAUAUGCUCAGGAUUGCUGGUUCUAAUACGCAAGACUGAAUAAUUUUCAAUCGGUAUCCAUUUUCAAUCGGUAUCCAGAACAAUGUUCGCUGUUGGCAUUGCAUUGCAUUAACGAAAUAUUUGCCAGUUACGUGCAUUUAAUUUUUAUUAGCUCAUGCAGUGUAUGCCUUAAUGUUUGUAGCAUAAUACAUUUCCAGGUAUUACUGACGGGGCUGAAAUAUUGAGCAGAGAACAUGGUUACCAUUGCACAGUGCAAGGAAAUCCUCUUCGUACGAGCAGCUGUCUGUUGUGGUAUAAAGGAUGUCAAGAUUGAGAGGCAAAUCAGUUCACUCUUCAAGCCUUCAGCAGCAAAAACAACCCUCCUCAUCGAUCAACACUCUACUCUCACUGUCAGCAAAUAACAACAACUAACAAUGUCCGCCUUUAAAGCCGUUGCCUGUGUCGUCUUCCUCCUGGUUAUCAGUGCAUCUCACUCGAGAUCCAUGAAUACAAUGAGCAUACUGUGCGAAUUUGAUCACUUCAUUCCAAAUGUAGUUCGCCCCACCCUUGCUGAUAAAUCUCGCCUCCUUUUUCUCCUAAACUUCAACGAGACCAAAAUAAAACAGCUGGAUGAUCUGAACGUGACUAGCAAUGUGUGUGGGGUACUGGCUGCUCAUGAGACUGCCACGAGGGUGGGAAGAAAUACUAUGUUCCAGAAGAAAGUGCGAACUGACUCCAUUUUGGUACAAUUUUUUAUUGGAGGCCCUCAAAGCAACUCUACUGAACAUUUUGAUCCCAAUUUUGAAGCUUCCCUGGACUAUCUCCGAAAAUAUUGCCUGUACCACGAGUUUGCAAUUGCUGACACUGUGUUUAAGUUCAAGGACCUAUUGACAGAUCUAGGAGGUUGCAAAACGGAGCAGGCAAACUGAAUAGAAUGAUAGUCAUAGAUAAUCAUACACUCGUCGUUUUUUAACAUUCAUCACACUAGCUGUACUGAUUUUGAAUUACAAUAUACUAUUGUAAUAACAUACCACAAGAGAACAUUAUAAUAGUUCAAUCAGUUUCAGUUUUAUUGUUAAACAGUUUUUGACUUGCUUACUAAGACGUUCACCAUUGGAAUAAUUUAUUGUCUUUGA
This is a messenger RNA of Halichondria panicea, 1422 nucleotides long. RefSeq lists its product as uncharacterized. Bases 721 to 1215 code for a protein of 164 amino acids. The transcript is spliced from 4 exons. The record is from RefSeq and is a predicted model, not a curated record. NCBI's taxonomy places the organism in Eukaryota, Metazoa, Porifera, Demospongiae, Suberitida, Halichondriidae.